Molecule: messenger RNA, 2159 nt
Organism: Protobothrops mucrosquamatus (brown spotted pit viper)
Lineage: Eukaryota; Metazoa; Chordata; Lepidosauria; Squamata; Viperidae
Product: coatomer subunit gamma-2
Exons: 14
Biological process (GO): intra-Golgi vesicle-mediated transport; organelle transport along microtubule; intracellular protein transport
Cellular component (GO): endoplasmic reticulum-Golgi intermediate compartment; endoplasmic reticulum; Golgi membrane
Molecular function (GO): structural molecule activity
Source: RefSeq, a predicted model, not a curated record
CUUUCAGUGCUUCAGCUCUUCUGCAGUUCUCCCAAGCCCGUCCUGAGAUACGCUGCCGUCAGGACCCUUAAUAAGGUGGCCAUGAAGCAUCCCUCGGCAGUGACGGCCUGCAAUUUGGACCUGGAGAAUCUUAUCACCGAUUCCAACCGCAGCAUCGCCACGCUGGCCAUCACCACCCUACUGAAGACGGGCAGCGAGAGCAGCGUGGACCGGCUGAUGAAGCAGAUUUCCUCCUUCGUCUCGGAGAUAUCGGAUGAGUUCAAGGUGGUGGUCGUCCAAGCCAUCAGUGCUCUGUGCCAGAAAUAUCCCCGGAAACACAGCGUCAUGAUGACCUUCCUGUCCAACAUGCUUCGGGAUGACGGCGGCUUCGAAUACAAGCGGGCCAUUGUGGACUGCAUCACAGACAUCAUCGAGGAGAACCCCGAAAGCAAAGAGCCAGGCUUGGCCCAUCUGUGCGAGUUCAUCGAAGACUGCGAGCACACGGUGCUGGCCACCAAGAUCCUCCACCUGCUGGGCAAGGAGGGGCCCAGGACCCCCUCCCCUUCCAAGUAUAUCCGCUUCAUCUUCAACCGGGUGGUGCUGGAGAACGAAGCCGUUCGGGCCGCGGCCGUCAGUGCUUUGGCCAAAUUCGGGGCCCAGAAUGAGAGUCUCCUGCCUAGCAUUUUGGUGCUCCUGCAGAGGUGUGUGAUGGACACUGAUGACGAAGUCCGGGACCGAGCCACUUUCUACCUGAGCGUGCUGCAGCAGAGGCAGCUGACUCUCAACGCCGCCUACAUCUUUAACGGUCUGACCGUCUCCAUUCCUGGCAUGGAAAAGGCCUUGCACCAGUACACCCUGGAGCCUUCGGACAAGCCUUUCGACAUGAGGUCCGUGCCGCUGGCCACCGCCCCGGUCUUUGAGCAGAAAGCAGAGAUUUCCAUGAUGGCCAACAAGCCUGAAAAAAUGGCUCCUUCACGACAAGACAUAUUCCAGGAACAACUGGCAGCCAUUCCUGAAUUCAAGAACCUGGGCCCGCUGUUCAAGUCGUCCGAAGCCGUGCAGCUGACGGAGGCUGAGACGGAGUAUUUUGUCCGCUGUAUUAAGCACGUCUUUGCGAAUCACGUUGUCUUCCAGUUUGAUUGCACCAACACCCUGAACGACCAGCUCCUGGGAAAAGUGACGGUUCAGAUGGAGCCUUCGGAAGCCUACGAAGUCCUCCGUUGCAUCCCGGCUCCCAGCCUUUCAUACAACCAACCAGGCAUGUGCUACACCCUGGUGCGGCUACCUCUGGACGACCCCACCGCAGUGGCCUGCACCUUUAGCUGCACCAUGAAGUUCACAGUUCGAGACUGCGACCCCAACACCGGCGUGCCGGAUGAUGACGGUUAUGACGACGAAUACGUGCUGGAGGACCUGGAGCUGACUCUCUCCGACCACAUCCAGAGAGUCCUGAAGCCCAACUUCGCGGCCGCCUGGGAGGAGGUGGGCGAUGACUACGAGAAGGAGGAGACAUUCGCACUCAGCACCAUUAAAAGCCUGGAGGAAGCUGUGAACAACAUUGUGAAGUUCCUCGGCAUGCAACCUUGUGAGAGAUCGGAUAAAGUGCCCGAGAACAAGAAUUCCCACACCCUCUACCUGGCAGGUAUGUUCAGAGGCGGCUUCGAUGUCCUGGUCAGAGCCCGACUGGCUCUCGGCGACGGCGUGACCAUGCAGGUGACCGUCCGGAGCAUCGUAGAAACCCCCGUGGACGUCAUCUUGGCUUCCGUCGGCUAACCGUCGUAACCCGUCCGAUCCCGAGGCGGCCCCAUCCCGAAUCCUCUCCCGUUCGGCAAGGCGCAACCAAGGAUCCGCGGCGGUACAUUGAGUUCGUUCAUUCGCUCGCUCGCUGAUUCCCUUCGAUGGUGAUUCGUGUCUCAAGGAAUUUUGGGCAUUUUUCAUGCGUUUCUCCCCCCGAGGCCAGGGAAAACUCUGCCCCAUCUUCAUUUCUGGUUAUAUAAAUUAUUGCCUCCGUGCCGCCGGUGAGAUUUAAAAAAAAGGGGGGGGUGUCCUUUUUUUUUCUUUUCUUUUUUUUUAAAAAAAAAGCGGUUCCCGAAAUGGAUUUUUUUAUUGGCCACCAAUAAAUGGGCUAUCUCAGCACUUCCAGAUGUUUUUCCAUGGGUCUGAAUAAUAAAACCCCUUCA